AUGGAUUGGUUCUCCUGGUUAUCCAAGACCAACCUAGAACCCUCCCUCAUAUACGAGUAUGGUUUAGCCUUUGCACGCAACGAGCUUCAGUUAGAAGAUGCUAUCUACUUCAACCACGAAUUUCUUCAGAGCAUGGGCAUUUCCAUUGCCAAACACAGGCUAGAAAUACUCAAGCUUGCCAAGAAGGAAGAUGGGGCAGUGAAAAGCAGCAAAAAGCUUUCUGGGGUCAUCAAAAAGUGCCUCAGGAAGUGCUUUAGCAAGCUGGUUUAUCGUGAAGAUCAUCAAGAAAUGAUGAUGAUCAAGGACAUGCCACCAGAGCCAAACUGGUACCAAGGGAAAUGGAAAAGGGCAAAGCAUAAUGGGGCUGAAGAACUCAAGGGAGAGAAGGGAAUGCAAAGGAAUAGGACAAUUGCACUUUCAGGGCCUUUAGAUGGAAAUGGAAGAAUAAUGCAUGAGAAGAUGGUGAAUAACAACAAGGUGAUGAAGUUAUCUGGUCCUCUUGAUGGAAAGGUGAAUAAUAACAGUGAGAGAGUAGUGUAUGCAAAUGCAAAUAGAAGUCCAAUAAUGAGUAAUAGGCCUCUUGAUGGAAGGUUCAUGGGCACAGCAAAGAGUCCUAGGCUUUCUGGACCACUUGAUGCAAGAUCAAUGGUUAAUAACAGAAGUCCAAGGAUGCCAAGGCCUUUAGAUGAAAGGGCUGAAAGCCCAAUGGGUUAUAGUCCUUACAAUAAGAUCAGAGGUGAUGCUGAUUACGAUGAUGAUUAUGCCUUGUGGCCUACAUUGUUUGAAGAUCUUAAACCAACUUAG
Molecule: messenger RNA, 804 nt
Organism: Abrus precatorius (Indian licorice)
Lineage: Eukaryota; Viridiplantae; Streptophyta; Magnoliopsida; Fabales; Fabaceae
Exons: 1
Coding region: 1-804 (267 amino acids)
Source: RefSeq, a predicted model, not a curated record